Messenger RNA from Mercurialis annua (annual mercury), 822 nucleotides. Its product is annotated as iron-sulfur cluster assembly protein 1-like. Bases 87 to 590 code for a protein of 167 amino acids. The transcript has 3 exons. Gene Ontology annotation, cellular component: cytoplasm; mitochondrial matrix. The record is from RefSeq and is a predicted model, not a curated record. Lineage: Eukaryota; Viridiplantae; Streptophyta; Magnoliopsida; Malpighiales; Euphorbiaceae. Gene Ontology annotation, molecular function: 2 iron, 2 sulfur cluster binding; ferrous iron binding. Gene Ontology annotation, biological process: iron-sulfur cluster assembly; intracellular iron ion homeostasis.
CUUUACCCGCACAGAACUGAGACCUUCCAUAAACAAAUCAAUCCAAAACCCUAACUCGAUUAUCCACCGCGAAAUUCAACACAACGAUGUUGAGAUUGGCGUCAAAGAAAUUAUUAGGCCAGGUAUCACCGGCGCGGCCAGCGCAGAUCCUGCCACGUUUCUACCACGAGAACGUGAUAGACCACUUCAAUAACCCUAGAAAUGUCGGGUCGUUCGAUAAAAGCGAUCCGGCGGUGGGAACAGGGCUUGUCGGCGCACCUGCUUGUGGAGAUGUUAUGAAGCUGCAGAUUAGGGUUGAUGAGAAGACCGGUGAGAUUGUUGAUGCUAGGUUUAAGACCUUCGGUUGUGGCUCUGCUAUUGCGUCGUCUUCUGUCGCUACUGAAUGGGUGAAAGGGAAACAAAUGGAGGAAGUGCUUACCAUUAAAAACACGGAGAUCGCAAAGCAUCUUUCUCUCCCACCAGUGAAGCUACACUGCAGCAUGCUUGCUGAGGAUGCUAUCAAGGCAGCUGUAAAGGAUUACCAGACAAAACGCGAAAAAUUAAAUGGUAGCUCAGAUGCUACAUCUGCCGAACAAGCUGCUCAAGCUUGAAGUUGGUGUUCAUUAGCUUGCUCAAGCUUGGAGUCGGGUUCAUUAUGCAUAUGAUGAUGAAAAUGUUAAAAUUCAAUAGUUUAUGAUGUAUCUAAAAUAAUGGUUUCAUCUGAUCUUAAAUACCUUGUGAGGCUUGGGUGCAUAUCCUCAGCAUAAUGCUAUGGUGUUGUAUAUUAUGAAUUUAAUGUCAGUUUUGUUUUUUGUGAAUCAAAUUAAGAAUUUUGUGUCUCAA